AUGCGGUACCCCCGGCAGCUUGGAGUGGGGGCUGGGGAAAUGCAUGGCGCCAUGGCCUUUGCAAAAACGUUAUCGUGCAAUCAAGGCCUCUUAAUGCAGCAUUAUCAUAGCGGAAUGAGACGACGCCGACCACAUACCAAAACAAAGAAAGGUCCAAUACACAUGCAGCAAACGUCACUGCUAGCAUUUCCCAUUGGCGCCUCGCGAGCGGAUGCGUUAGAGGAAACACGGCCCAUCUCUCUCAGGGAUUGUUCUCAUGAGAAGCGUGGAGUACCAGCUAAAAUUGUGCAGCAGAGGGGCUGUAUGUGGCUCUGCGUGCAAGAGCGAUCUUCCCAGACUCACACACAAUACGCAAUGCCCUCCGUCUCGUAA
Molecule: messenger RNA, 372 nt
Organism: Trypanosoma theileri
Lineage: Eukaryota; Euglenozoa; Kinetoplastea; Trypanosomatida; Trypanosomatidae
Exons: 1
Coding region: 1-372 (123 amino acids)
Source: RefSeq, a predicted model, not a curated record